AUGCUUUCCUCUCCAGCACAUCAAAGAAAAACACCCGUUGCUCUUUCAUUUAUGAGAAUGAAAAUCAAGGCUCAGUACCGCUCAACGCCGCCACUUCCGCAUGGGGCGGCGCCUCAGGGUUAUGAACCCAUAGCCGCCAAAGUCUGCAUCGCAAAGUCCAUGGGAAAAACAGGGCAGCGACAAAAAGUCUCAUAUCCCAACUGGUCAUUUUUUUUUCCACCAGUACCUUGCCAAGAAAAAAAGAAGAAAAAAAGAAGAAGAAAUGCCGCGCAAGAGAUGGCCGAUCAACCGAGGUUGACAAUGCGGCAAGCCAAGACUGGGCGCCCAUUAGCCCGACAGCCGCCGUCAUCGGGGGCGUAUUCACCAAGACUCUCGGCAGGGGCGUCAUGGAUGGUGUGGCGGAAGGGGCGGCUUGGCUGCCGCGCCUCCCGCGAGACAUCAUACCGAUACCAGAUCGAUUCCUCAUCCAGCCUCGCACACAUGUGUUCCCGUGUAUUCCCACAAAGUCCACAGCACAUGUCAUGA
Molecule: messenger RNA, 525 nt
Organism: Cordyceps militaris CM01
Lineage: Eukaryota; Fungi; Ascomycota; Sordariomycetes; Hypocreales; Cordycipitaceae
Exons: 1
Coding region: 1-525 (174 amino acids)
Source: RefSeq, a predicted model, not a curated record